CUGAACACAUGCAUGAUGUGUGGCAUGAUUCAGGAAGUGGUGGCGCAACAACAAAGACAGACAAAGCAGAAGUGUCUGGCACAGUCAGACAGACGCACUGAACGUUCCACUGAGAGAAUGGCAUCCGUGAGCAACGGCGGCGACAACAUGACAACCAACUGUUCAUUUGAUGGGGUGGACAACCUGAUGAGAUAUUUUGAGCUGGCCAUCUACAUCCCCAUAUUCCCCUUUGGUCUGGUCCUCAAUGUUGUAGCGCUGUUUGUGUUCUGCAUCUUUCUGCGUAAAUGGACGGAGUCAACAAUCUAUAUGACCAGCUUGGCUCUGAUGGACCUGCUCCUCCUCUUCCCUCUUCCCUUCAAAAUGCACGCCACCAAUAACUUCUGGCCCACCUACCUCCAACCCCUCUGUUCAGUCUUGGAAAGCCUGUAUUUUUUUGGGAUAUAUGGCAGCAUCUACACCAUCAUGUGCAUAGCUGUGGACCGAUGGUUGGCCAUCUGUCACCCCUUCAAAGCCAAGGUACUGCGUUCACCCAAAGCGGCUCUGUGGACCUGCUUUGGGGUCUGGGUGCUGGUGCUGGCAGUGAUCACUCAAACCAUCUAUCGCUUCAGGGAGGCCAAGGAGAUGAAAUUCAACUGCUUCCACAGAUUUUCAAAGAAUGGCUGGAAGCCUGAAGUGAUCAUCUGUCUGCAGGUGUUUGGGUUCCUGUUGCCUGCACUGGUGGUGGUAUAUUGUUCUGUCCAGACCAUCUGGGCGCUUCAGCAGUCUGGCCAGCACAGCCCCCAGAGCCGUGCCUGUGUGAAGAUCAUCUACAGCAGCCUGAGUGCUUUCCUUGUGCCUUUCACCCCCAGCCACCUGGGCAUCCUCCUGCAGUUCCUGGUGCACCAAGAAGUGAUUCAGGACUGCAGCAACAAGAAAGGGAUCAGCCUGUUCAUACAGAUAGCCAUGUGCCUGUCCAACAUCACCUGCUGUCUGGACGCCCUGUGCUACUACUUCAUCGCUCAUGAGGUGAGGAGCACCAGAAACACAUUCAGGCUGUCCAUAAUUAGCCAAAGAAGACCCACCUUCAGCACAGAGGUCUGAACACAGCACAAAUACAAUUCAAGUUAAUAUAUAAUUUCAGAGGGCUAGUGAAAACAAGAGCUGGCUUCUUGAGCUUAAGCAGGGCAGUGAAACUGAGAAGUUGCCAGUAUAGUUUCCAGUAGCUAGCCAAUGUGGCAUGCACUAAGAGUAGGAGGGAGAACUCAAAUAGGUUAGAGUGCAAUCUCAGUUAACCACAGUGCUGAGAGUAAAGCUAAAAUGUAGUUUAGGAAGAAGAUCUGACGAGCAAUGAUGCGUGAUUUGGUCUGGUGACAGGAAGCCGGUUGGCACCUCUGUAGCCUCAAGAGCAAAAAAGAAGGUUGCAACAAGGAAAACUACUGACAAGCCACAAUGUGACAUAUUUCUGAAAUGAUUUAAGGAAGACCUUGUGAAAUGUUUCGAAGCACUCUUGGGUCAUCCAGUCCUACACACUGACAACGAGUGAAAAACUGAUGUGCGGUACAAUUAAUUUUAAAAUGGUAAAACUGUAAACCAGGCACCAGUGGCUCAUUGCAGAGCUUUGUAGUUUACUUUGUAGAAGUCAAGUGAAAGAUACGUAAAAGGCGCUCUUACUUUUCUGAUAUGCUCCUCAAUAAAGACAAGAUCAGCCAAGAUCAGGGGCCCAUACAUUUCGGACCAAUUUGGCUCAAUAAACACUGUUAGUAAAUUGUGAAACUUCUAAUAGGACACAACAAAUUAUGAUAGGUUUAAUUUAUAAAGCAUCUGUCAUUUCUAAAAUGCAGAUAUGUAUUAAAAGUCAACUUGAAACAAAUAAAUAAUUCAAACUGAAGCAAACUAAAUCUUCACUUUUAUCUAGAUAUUCGUUUGCACAUUCAUGUACCUAGCGUUUGAAAAAAUGUGAUCCGUAAAUCUCACAAAGACACCAACCAGUUGUGAUCUUGAAACACAUGAAAGUAAUUAAUUAUCAUUCAUUAAGAUUAUGUAAACCUUAAAUGAUACUUAAAACAUUUAAUUACUAUCUUAAUUAGUUUGGUUCUUCAGCACACUGUAACUCAUUUUUCGAAAUAUUACCUACUUGUAAUACAAGUACCUAUAGAUAUCUUUGAUUAAUAAUUAAUAAUAUAUAUAUAUAUAUAUAUAUAUAUAUAGCAUCAGAAAUUUAUUUAACAAAUAGAUUUUGUUUAUUUUUAAGAAUUUCAUCUGGGGAGAAGUUUCUUUUAUGUAUCCAUCCUGUAAAUCCAUAUGUAAAUAUAGCCUGCAGCUGAGUGGCAAAGAGUUUCUGCUUGUAUAGAUUUAAAAUUGACCUCUGAUGUUAAUAAUGCAAAAUCAAAUAAUGUCAGGGGGAAAACGAAUGAUAUGAAGUUUUAUGAAUCCAAAGUGAUGGUGUUGGUUUUUUAUUAUUUGGCUCUUACUUGUCAACUUCUUUAGACUCACAGUAAUGCAUAUAUAUGGAUAUAUAUGACAUGUGUUAAUAUAAUUGUAUAUGUACUUUUUAUUUGAAAUGUUAAUUUUAUUUUUACAAUGUAGCUUCAAACAUGUGCAAUACUAUUAUUAAAGUUGUUAAAAUUAUUAAAGCUGUUAAUGGCUGUGCACCUGACCACUGUACUACGAGACUGUUUUGAUAUUAGUUUGUUUGCAGGAGGACAUUUGAGUUAUUUGAAUACGGUAAAAGCUAAACCCAAAUGGAAUGAUGUACAUGCUCUGUUUGUUGUUUUGUUUUUGCUCAGUGGUGAACAGAGUCACGCUGUGGUAACUGCACUCAAUUAGGGGAUUUACUGUAUAUUAAUAUUGUUUUUAUUGUAUGAAAUAAUAAGUACAAAUCUCUCUUCUGAAACUGGAAAAAAGACACGAAACUGUUUUGCUCUACUUGCAUUACUUGUUACUUUCAUGUUGCACUAGCCUCCUCUUUGUUGAGUUUCAAUUGUAUUAAUUUAUGCCCAAUUCUUUAGUUUCUGAGUGAAAUUUGUUUUUGUGAAGUCAUGGAGCUGCUCGACAUGUUUUUUUUCCUGUUCUUUUGUGCAACGAGUCUGUAAAAUAAAGAAAGCCCGGAC
Molecule: messenger RNA, 3089 nt
Organism: Micropterus salmoides (largemouth bass)
Lineage: Eukaryota; Metazoa; Chordata; Actinopteri; Centrarchiformes; Centrarchidae
Product: G-protein coupled receptor 55
Exons: 3
Coding region: 13-1080 (355 amino acids)
Biological process (GO): positive regulation of Rho protein signal transduction; phospholipase C-activating G protein-coupled receptor signaling pathway
Cellular component (GO): membrane
Molecular function (GO): G protein-coupled receptor activity
Source: RefSeq, a predicted model, not a curated record